Messenger RNA from Peronospora farinosa, 1098 nucleotides. The record is from the annotation of a GenBank genome assembly. NCBI's taxonomy places the organism in Eukaryota, Oomycota, Peronosporomycetes, Peronosporales, Peronosporaceae.
AUGGCCUGCACAAUCAACAAAGUUAAGCAUCUGUUCUGGUACAUGGUGCUAGCAACGGUCGUCGUCGCUUCGCAGUAUGCACCGGCAAACGCGCGAGAAAAACGACAAUCAAGGCUAAGCUCAUCUAUAACGGAGAAAAGUUACGGCGGUGACGAAGAAAGAGUGACUCCUUUUGAAUUAAAUUUUGGGCCUACGCUCGAAAAUACGUUUGAAACAUCGACAAGUGGCGCUACAGUUGACAAGAUCCUUGAAUCAAGCCUUUGGCCUCCGUCCGAAAAUACGAUCGAAGCAUCAUUGGCAACUGGUAAUGGGGCUGACAAGAAAGCGAAAAAGUUGCCUAAGAGUGCCGCAUUGGCAACUGGCGAUGAAGUUGAAGCGAACGAGAAAAUUUUGGGCGAGGGCGCCAGCAUUAUAGCAGCCGCAAAGAAAUGCAAAGGUACAGAAAAUACUGCCACGAUUUUGGAGAAUUCUCUGGUGCUGAAGUGGAGUGAUGAAAUGAUAGUUCGCUUGGAGACAAAUUUACUAGCUGGCAAGAAGGAUGUAUGCCAAAUAUUGACGGAAGUGAAGGAGGGGAACCAAGAAAGUGGGUUUGGAUUCCCAAUUCCGCUGUUGUUUGAUAAGUUAUCGAAGCACUUUACAAAACGAGAGCUAGCAGACGAGCUAGUUCUGGCGCAAGACAAGGAGAGUGUCAAGGAGAGUGUGAAGGAAACGGCAAAAAUGUUGGCAGAUUAUCAAAUGAUGAAGUGGAAACAUAAGAAUAACUUGAGUGGUAAAGAUGUCUUCAGACUUCUUGGGUUAAAUACAGCAGGCAUCGACAGUCCACUAUAUGAAACGUUUAUAUCGUAUGUGGUAAUGCUAGCCGGCAACAAAACUUCUUAUCUUUUCAAGAUUCCGAAAUCACUUUUAGUGCUGAGGGAUGAAUUUACCGACCAACAACUAAGUAAGCUGUUCGAGGCUGCCAAAACUGGCCCAGGAAUUACCCUGCCGACAAAGGGUCAACGCAACGACGGUGAAGCGCCAGUGCCGACAAAGGGUCAACGCAACGACGGUGAAGCGCCAGUGCCGACAAAGGGCCAACGAAACGACGAUGAUCAGUAG